CAAAACAAGCUUGCGGAUGUAGUGGAGGUUUGGAGGAUAUUUUAUCACCUGUAUUACACAAGAUGACUGAUUAAGCAGACACAGGCACAAGGAACCUGUUAGGCGUUUUGCUUCAAAUGUUUGCUUUUAAGUGAGUCUUCUUAGCUAAACCGCAGUAAAUAAGUUAUUAUUGUUUUAAGAGGUUUACUGAUCAGAACCAGUGAAAUAUGCUUAGUGGUAGACUACUGUGCAUGGGUCCCAACAUCUACGGAAGCCCCGACAGUUGUUUGUAAAGGCAGGUAACAUCACGUGUCUCAAGACCUACAGACAGGAUGAUCUACAUCAUAAUGGGAGUCUCAGGCUGCGGAAAAAGUGCCUUAGGGGCCUUCCUAUCGGAUAAGCUGGGCUGGCCUCUACAUGAAGGGGAUAGCUUCCACCCACAGGGGAACAUUGAGAAGAUGGCUCGAGGUGAACCACUUACAGACCAGGAUAGAUUACCCUGGCUACUAAAACUACAUGAAGUCAUUGAUAGAGAAAGGAGCUCCAGCUCAGAUGCCCUGGUGGCAUGCUCCGCCCUGAAGCGUCUGUACAGACAGAUCCUGCUCCACGGCUCCAAAGCCCUCGCUUCUUCCUCCGGUCCAGACCAAGAUUGCCUGCCUGCCUCCUUUCCUGAUGUCUGUUUUCUCUUUCUUUAUGGAGACUACAAUCUCAUUCAGCAGAGGAUGGUGGCCCGGAGGGGUCAUUACAUGAAAGCAGAUCUUCUGCGUUCCCAGUUUGAUGUUUUAGAGCCUCCGUCUGAUAAGGAGAAUGUGUUGCCACUGGACAUCAGGAGGAGCAUCACAGACAUGGCUAUGGAGGUGGACAAGCACAUAAUAAGCGUCAAGUCGUCACCAAGGCCAGUCCAUAUCUAGGUCAUACCAAGUGAAGUAGGUUUUGGUUUAAUCUACUCAUUACUGCUACAGUACAGAAUGUGUAUGAUUCUGUGGUACUUUAAACUUUUCCAGUAGGCCUUCCAGUAUAUUCCUGCUGAAGAGUGCUUGAUUUGGGAGCAUAAAGAGCUUUUUUGGAGGGAAUGAAAAAUGUACUUCCAACAGUGUGCCAAAAAAAAACCGGCCAGAUGUGGAUAUUAGCUACGGUAUUUUGAACUCAAAGAGCAGAAAUGUGAAAGUAUGGUUAAGAGUUGCACUGUAAAGACACAAUGCUUCAGCAAUUUUUUUUGAAAAAUGGAGAAACUACUUGACUUCAAUAAAAAAAAGUAAAAUGCUCUUCUGGAGUUUUGAACUUAGCAUCAGUUGCUUUAGUUGCAAGCAAUGUUGUUAUUUAAUUUCAUCUGUCACACCACCUUUCAUGCACUGAUAUCCCCUGCCAAAUGCACCGAAUAAUCAUCGAGUGCAAUGUUCACACUAAAUAUGACAAAGUAAAACAGUAAAAAGGAUUCGGAUUUAAAUAAUGUACUCCUACUCACUGCUGUAUGGAACGUUAAGCUCGCCUGACUUCAGGUGAAACCACACUAAAUGUCAGAUCAGGUCAAGGUUUCACGAUCCCUGUUUCCUGAUCUAUAAAAUCAUCUUCAAGGACACACACACACUCCCCCCAAUACACACCUCAACUCAGCACUAGGGCUGUUUUUGUGGUGUGACUCAUCUGCAAACCUCAACUCGAAUAUUUUAGGAGCUUCUAAUCCAGAAAACCCCUUUGGCUACUCUCAUAUCUCACACAUGCAGACGAAUGGGUGCAUACACACAACCAGCCACAGACACACACAUACAUCACAGGAGAUUAAAACGCCCUCAGUCUGGCAGCAACAGACAAACACACACAGGUUGUCAAGUGGAUCACAUACACACAUAUCUGAUGUCAGAAUAUGUGUCGUGUGUCAAUUAGUCCACCAUGUGUCAGCCUAAGGACACAAAAGCAGGGAUGAAACAGAGCGUAACACACAUUCUAUUAUGCACUAAAAAUGGCUUUGACUUCAUUUGUUUUGUUGCAAGAAAAUAGUUUCAUGUUUGAAGUGAACAUGGAGACACAUAAUUCACUCAUAAUUAACAGUUAAAUGUAAUUAGAAUCAGAAAUAAAAUACUUGUGCACAAUUCCAGUUGGUCAAAACAAAACAGCUGAUGUUAUUGAGGAGAAUAAGUGUAAAUGCCCUCUAGUGUUUGUAGUAUAAAAGUACAACAGCAGAUUUUAGAUGUGCAGAGAAUAACAUAGCCAUGGGGUUUCAUGGUGGGAUUCGCUUUCAAAUUUAGCAAAGGUGGAUUAUAUGUAUAAAAUGACAUAUUAGAUAACUAUUCUUAUCAUGGAAAGACAAGAAACCUGUUUGUGUUUUGACUAGUGUUUUUAAUAAUCGCUACACAAUGCAGGGCACAACAUUAUGUGUUUUCAGCUUCUCCAUUUAAUACAAUUGCAAAUGGGAUUAAGGGAUCAUGAAACAAAACACUCAUCUUUAAGGCGGUUCCUAGGAAGUUGUGAUGUUUUCAUAUUAUACACUUAAUGAUGAAUACAAUAAUCUUAGCAGAAAAACAAAUCCACAUAUUAAUUAUUACUUAAAGUGGUUGAUCAAAAAAAAAAAAAAGUUAAAUUAAACCAAGUGCUACUCCUUUUUUAAUCAAUUAUUUAAAAAAAUAAAAUAAAAUAAAAACAA
Eleginops maclovinus (Patagonian blennie) is the source of this 2620-nucleotide messenger RNA. RefSeq names its product probable gluconokinase. The coding region runs from base 312 to 890 and encodes 192 amino acids. Gene Ontology annotation, molecular function: gluconokinase activity. The transcript is spliced from 6 exons. Gene Ontology annotation, cellular component: cytoplasm. Lineage: Eukaryota; Metazoa; Chordata; Actinopteri; Perciformes; Eleginopidae. The record is from RefSeq and is a predicted model, not a curated record.